This is a messenger RNA of Acanthaster planci (crown-of-thorns starfish), 1558 nucleotides long. RefSeq lists its product as uncharacterized. NCBI's taxonomy places the organism in Eukaryota, Metazoa, Echinodermata, Asteroidea, Valvatida, Acanthasteridae. The record is from RefSeq and is a predicted model, not a curated record.
GCCAAAAUAGUGCACAGGUUAUUAAGUAGGCGCAGUGCAUGCUGAUGGCAUUGGCCUUUUGGUGCCGAAGGAAGGGGUGAUAUCCCGAGUGACUUGGACAGGCUACAAAUUAAGCCAUAAAUUCAGAACUGUGAACGAAGAUCCUGAGGGUAACAGAUAUGAGCUGAAUUGAGACAUCAAUGCCAACCAGUUUCCUGAGGCCAGGCAUACAUGAAUAUUAUGCGAAAGAAGAGCAGUAGCCUAUGAGUUCAUGAGUUGCAUGCCUGUCGAGAUGAGCACAAGACGUAGACAAGUCGUCCAAGCACCGAAGGCACCAUUCGCCACUAAGCGACAGCCGCACACUAAACAAGAGAAAUCAUCCAGGAGGAAGAAAGCGAAGACAGACGACGAUGCCAUGGCAACCAGUAUUGUCACCAUAGUAACGAGACAUCUACGCCGUGCAGCUAACCCUGAUCGGGCGCCGGCUAUGGCAAAAUACAUGCGAGAUCAGUUCACAUUUUACGGUAUCGGGAGUCCGGACUUGAAGAGCGCUUUCCAAGAUAUCCUUGCAGAAUCACCAGCAAUUACUCAGCCGGCCGACCUCAGGAGUACAAUGCUAUCCCUAUGGCGCAAACCCGAACGAGAGUAUCAACAUAUUGCCUUGAAAUUCGCCGAGAGGUACCGGGGUUUGCUCCUGGGAAAAACGGCUGACGAUUGCCGAGAAUCGGCGCGGUGUCUGGAGACCUUGUUAACGACGAGGAGUUGGUGGGAUACCAUUGAUAGUAUUUCGCCAAAUCUGGUCGGAUAUCUAGCGAAAGAACAACCAGCUGUGAUGAACCCAGUCCUAGAAGGCUGGAUAACACACUCCAACAUGUGGCUUCGCCGGACGGCAAUCCUUCAUCAGUUAAAAUAUAAACACGACACCGACCAGGACAAGCUUUUCAGAUUCUGCCUGUUGUGUUGCCAUGAGAAGGAAUUCUUCAUCCAGAAAUCUAUCGGAUGGGCUCUACGCAACCACUUCCGCAUUGCCCCCCAGGCUGUCAAAGACUUUGUGAAGGAGAACAAAGACAAGCUAGCUCCACUGAGCAAACGAGAGGCUCUGAAGCAUGCUUGAAGAAAAGUCUGGUAACUUUUAGGAUUAGCAAGCAGCAUCCAUCCGGGGAAAAAGGAAAAUCAAUUUGACAGUUAUGUCGUGCUGUUUUUAAACUCACUUGGGAAGAUAAAAAAUAAAAGACUGCUCUUUCUGCCUGCAGAGAGUAACUCAGGGAUCUGUUGGAGUAAUGUGUGAGAUAAUACAACACUGCUAUCAACUGCUGAUUAAAUAUGCAUAUUUUAAUUCUGUUAAUAUUUUCAGUCGGGCCUCUUCAGAACAGGAACUCUAACCAUUUCAAAUGAGACUCCUUGAUUGUCAACAGAAUAGGUCAACAUACCAAUGACGUCACACUUUGUUCACAUGUGCACCUUUCUAUGAAGCCAGUGGGGGCCCAUUGUCCCCUGUGGCAUCAUUAAUAUCGAUGUCUACUAGCAUGGGAGUAUCUACACCUUUGAUCUCAUCACCUGUAUUUUUUUCAUUACAAUU